UGCUAUAUAAAUACCGGGAAGUCCUUCCGUGCGAACAGUUGCAGGAAAAGCGGGUUGGAAACGGGAUUGUCUGUUUUGACAUUGAUAGUUACUAUCUAGCUCAAAAUGAGGGAAAUUGUGCAUCUCCAAGCAGGACAAUGCGGCAAUCAGAUUGGAGCAAAGUUUUGGGAAGUGAUUAGUGACGAGCAUGGCAUUGACGCCACUGGCAGCUAUCAUGGUGACAGUGAUCUCCAACUGGAGAGGAUCAAUGUAUAUUACAAUGAAGCAUCAGGUGGCAAGUAUGUCCCUCGUGCUAUCCUCGUGGACCUGGAGCCUGGAACAAUGGACUCUGUUAGGUCUGGUCCUUUUGGGCAGAUAUUCAGACCCGAUAACUUUGUGUUUGGUCAGAGUGGUGCUGGGAACAACUGGGCAAAGGGCCAUUACACUGAGGGGGCAGAGCUCGUAGACUCGGUCCUGGAUGUGGUGAGGAAGGAGGCUGAGAGCUGUGACUGCCUGCAGGGCUUCCAGCUGACUCACUCCUUGGGUGGGGGCACAGGCUCUGGCAUGGGCACCCUGCUCAUCAGCAAGAUCCGCGAAGAGUACCCCGACCGCAUCAUGAACACGUUCAGCGUGGUGCCCUCCCCCAAAGUCUCGGACACCGUCGUCGAGCCGUACAACGCCACGCUCUCCGUGCACCAGCUGGUGGAGAACACGGACGAGACCUACUGCAUCGACAACGAGGCCCUUUACGACAUCUGCUUCCGCACGCUGAAGCUGACCACGCCCUCCUACGGCGACCUCAACCACCUGGUCUCCGCCACGAUGAGCGGCGUCACCACCUGCCUGCGUUUCCCCGGCCAGCUGAACGCCGACCUGCGCAAGCUGGCCGUCAACAUGGUGCCCUUCCCCCGCCUGCACUUCUUCAUGCCCGGCUUCGCCCCCCUCACCAGCAGGGGGAGCCAGCAGUACCGCUCCCUCACGGUGCCCGAGCUCACCCAGCAGAUGUUCGACGCCAAGAACAUGAUGGCCGCCUGCGACCCGCGUCACGGGCGCUACCUGACCGUGGCCGCCAUUUUCCGCGGACGGAUGUCCAUGAAGGAGGUGGACGAGCAGAUGCUGAACGUGCAGAACAAGAACAGCAGCUACUUCGUGGAGUGGAUCCCCAACAACGUCAAGACCGCCGUCUGUGACAUUCCCCCACGCGGCCUCAAGAUGGCCGCCACCUUCAUCGGAAACAGCACGGCCAUCCAGGAGCUGUUCAAGCGCAUCUCAGAGCAGUUCACCGCCAUGUUCAGGCGCAAGGCCUUCCUGCACUGGUACACCGGGGAGGGCAUGGAUGAGAUGGAGUUCACCGAGGCCGAGAGCAACAUGAACGACCUGGUGUCCGAGUACCAGCAGUACCAGGACGCCACCGCCGAGGAGGAAGGAGAGUUUGAGGAGGAGGAGGGCGACGAGGAGCAGGCCUAAACCCCUCUUGUGUGUGUAAAUUAUCUUCCAAGUUGUAAUAUUUCACUGUCAAUGCCAAAUUUUUUUUCAUGUCUGCUUUUGUCAUGUCUGUUUUCUGCUUUGUUUUCUGUUGAAAAACUGGCAACAUAAAAAAAUAAAUAACUGAAGCUGUAAAA
Molecule: messenger RNA, 1601 nt
Organism: Anguilla rostrata (American eel)
Lineage: Eukaryota; Metazoa; Chordata; Actinopteri; Anguilliformes; Anguillidae
Product: tubulin beta chain-like
Exons: 4
Coding region: 106-1446 (446 amino acids)
Biological process (GO): mitotic cell cycle; microtubule cytoskeleton organization
Cellular component (GO): cytoplasm; microtubule
Molecular function (GO): structural constituent of cytoskeleton; GTP binding; GTPase activity
Source: RefSeq, a predicted model, not a curated record